AUAAUGGUGCACAUGAAUGUCCUGGCUGAUGCUCUCAAGAGCAUCACCAAUGCUGAAAAGAGAGGCAAAUGCCAAGUUCUUAUUAGGCCAUGCUCCGAAGUCAUUGUUCCGUUUCUAACUGUGAUGAUGAAGCAUGGUUACAUCGGUGAAUUUGAAAUCACUGAUGUUCACAGAGCUGGGAAAAUUAUUGUGAACUUCACGGGCAGGUUAAACACGUGUGGAGUGGUCAGCCCCAGAUCUGAUGUGCAACUCAAAGGUCUAGAAAGAUGGCAUAAUAACCUACUCCCAUCCCACCAGUUUUGUUUCAUUGUACUAACAACCGCAGCUGGCAUCAUGGACCAUGAAGAAGCAAGACAAAAAUACACAGGAGCAAAAAUCCUGGGAUUCUUUUGCUCAGGAUAUAAUACACAUAGUGGUGUCCUUAUGCUACACAGAGCCUGCACAACCAUACACAGCCCUGGCACUAGGGUAUGUCUCAACAAACCCUUCCUGCUGAGGAGGCAACAAGGUAAUCUGAGAGUCACUAAAGCUGGGCAGGAUCCUUAUCCCAAACAGUAUUCCAGCAUCUAUGAGGCCCGUCAGAACCUGGGGUUCUUGUUCUGUGAGGCCUGA
Messenger RNA from Neomonachus schauinslandi (Hawaiian monk seal), 612 nucleotides. Its product is annotated as 40S ribosomal protein S15a-like. The record is from RefSeq and is a predicted model, not a curated record. Lineage: Eukaryota; Metazoa; Chordata; Mammalia; Carnivora; Phocidae. The coding region runs from base 4 to 612 and encodes 202 amino acids. Gene Ontology annotation, molecular function: structural constituent of ribosome. Gene Ontology annotation, cellular component: cytosolic small ribosomal subunit; ribosome. The transcript has 2 exons. Gene Ontology annotation, biological process: translation.